This is a messenger RNA of Paramecium sonneborni, 322 nucleotides long. Lineage: Eukaryota; Ciliophora; Oligohymenophorea; Peniculida; Parameciidae. The record is from the annotation of a GenBank genome assembly.
AUGAGUUCCUCAUCUUCAAGAUCAUCCUUUAGAUCAACAUCUUCUUCAAGAUACUCUCACAAAAAACAAUAGAGAAGAAGAAACUAAAAGAAAGAGGAUUAAGAUGCUGGCUAUUUUGAGCAUCAAAUAGACAUGUAAAUAAAAGAAGGAUAAUUUGUGAUCACAAGAUUUUUAGAAGAUGACACCUUUGGUCGUGUUUUAGAAGUCAGGACUUGCAACACUACUAAUAAUAAAAAUUACUAUGUCAUGAAAGUAAAAUUAUUUGGAUUUAAACAUGCAUACUGGCUAUAGAAAGGUAUAAUUAAAAUAUCUUAAAAUUGAU